Molecule: messenger RNA, 432 nt
Organism: Neohortaea acidophila
Lineage: Eukaryota; Fungi; Ascomycota; Dothideomycetes; Mycosphaerellales; Teratosphaeriaceae
Exons: 1
Coding region: 9-200 (63 amino acids)
Source: RefSeq, a predicted model, not a curated record
GCGGGAAGAUGCACCAGGGGCCGAAUGGGAAGGUAAGGUAUUCAUGGCAUGCCCGCCCCCGAGCUAGGCCAACUCCGGCCAUCCACUCUACCUGCGGUACACGGUCCUCUCGAACACCUUUGAUUUUCAUGCACGCACACACGAACAGAGAGGACGCGCGCGCGCACAGACGCCGUGGACAUCCCCCCUACGUGCAGUAAUCGUAUUCACACCCGACACAACUGUGCAGUCCAUGCGUGAAAGGGAGUGUGGCCCAAGAGACGAUGCGCGGCCACUGCGGCGGUACGGCUGGCGGCCCACAUGAUUCAGAAGAGCAGCAAGCGGCAGAAGCUAAUUCCGAUGGCUCUGGAUUUUAAUGCCACCCACCCCUCCUCGUCGUCCGCAGCAUGGCGGCAUGCCAAUAAAAAGGCAAGCUCGGCUGCAGCAGCGCCG